AUGUCUCCUGCGUUGUGUGCUCCGUUUCCGCUGGCCGGUCACCUCCCGUCGCUGGACCGCAUCCAGAACUAUACCGUAUCCCGAAGACCCAACACACUCUACACCCUCGAUCACCUGGUAGAAGACAUCAAACAGUACCUAGGAACCUCCGGCAUUGACGAUGCGCAUGUCGACCAUACCGUCCUGAUGAACUUCAUGUCCAAGUACACAUCUAGUGCCGCAGACUGGUCCCGGUAUAUGCGCAAUGACCCCAGCAAGAACUAUACUCGGAAUUUAGUAGCUGAUGUCAGUGGACGGGCGAACCUGCUGCUGCUGGUCUGGAACCCCGAAAAGGGAUCCCCCAUCCACGAUCACGCCAACGCGCACUGUAUCAUGAAGAUCCUCGACGGCGAGCUGAAUGAAUCCGUCUACCAUACGCCAUCUCCGGAAGACCACGAUGGCCCGUUGAAGAUCAAGAAGAACACGACGUAUCAGCCGAAUGAGGUGGCCUACAUCAGCGACGAGAUCGGCUUGCACCGGGUUGCCAAUCCCCAGAAGGAUCGGAUCGCGGUGUCGCUGCACUUGUACACCCCUCCCAACGCGGCAGACUAUGGAUACAACAUUUAUGACCUGCAGACCGGACGGUCCAGCCAUGUCUACCAGGCGUAG
Messenger RNA from Aspergillus clavatus NRRL 1, 648 nucleotides. RefSeq names its product putative cysteine dioxygenase. Gene Ontology annotation, molecular function: cysteine dioxygenase activity; ferrous iron binding. Gene Ontology annotation, biological process: L-cysteine catabolic process. The transcript has 3 exons. The record is from RefSeq and is a predicted model, not a curated record. Lineage: Eukaryota; Fungi; Ascomycota; Eurotiomycetes; Eurotiales; Aspergillaceae. Bases 1 to 648 code for a protein of 215 amino acids.